AUGAAAAUCAUAUGGACCGUCUAUUUCCAUCCACUUCGCAACCUCCCCGGUCCUAAAUUGUGGAUUGCAUUUCCUAUCAGUCGCUUUAUCGCUCUUUCCCGUGGUCAAUUAGAGACCAGAAUGCGAGAUUUACACGAAAAAUACGGCGAAGUCGUUCGCUUUGGUCCAAAUGAAGUCUCUUUCAUCACUGCCCAGGCAUGGAAGGACAUAUAUGGUCAUGGCCAUCAGCAACUACCGAAGGUGCUGCAUUCAACCAGUAACCCGUCUGACAUUACUAGCGCCAACGACACAGAUCAUAGUCGCCUUCGCAGGUCCCUGGCACAUGCCUUUUCUGCGAAGGGCCUACAAUCUCAAGAACCUAUAAUCACCAAAUAUGUGGAUCUCUUGAUACAAAAGCUGAAAAUCAUUGCCGCUUCGUCCAUUCCGGAAGCCGAUAUGGUAAAGUGGUACAACUUGACCACGUUUGACAUACUUGGAGAUCUUGCUUUCGGUGAGCCAUUUGGAGGAUUAGAAUCUUCUGAAUAUCAUUACUGGGUAUCAACCAUCUUUCAGGCGAUUAGAGGCAUGUCCCUUGUGCAAUUCAAAGAUGCCUAUCCCCUUCCGUUUAGAAUAUUGUCCCUUUUCGUCGGUUCAAAGCGUCUGAUGAGUGCACGGGAAAGACAAAUCGAAUUUAGCCGAGCCACUGUUCAGAAACGUCUCCAGCUUCAAGGUCACAGAGAAUGCACAGAUUUCAUUGGUAGCAUGUUGCGGCAUCGCGGAGAAUCAAGCAAAGAGGUUACCGAGGAGGAGUUAGAAGCGAACUCUAACGUCUUGGUUAUUGCUGGCAGCGAGACGACAGCUACAUUACUUUCUGGAAUCACUUAUUGGCUGCUGCGAACGCCGCACGCAAUGGAAGAAAUCACUCGAGAAACAAGAUCUGCCAUGAAAAGUGAGCAUGAUAUCACCAUAUCAAGCACCGCAAAUCUGCCAUAUAUGCUCGCAUGUCUCAAGGAGGCAUUGCGAAUGUAUCCGCCAGCGCCCUCUGGACAACAGCGGAUGACACUUGGGCCUAGGCCAACUCAAGUUUCGGGCUACCUCAUGCCCCCACAUGUAAGCAAGGAACUCGCAAUGUUGUUCUUUUUCAACGCAUAA
Penicillium soppii is the source of this 1131-nucleotide messenger RNA. Its product is annotated as cytochrome P450. Gene Ontology annotation, molecular function: oxidoreductase activity, acting on paired donors, with incorporation or reduction of molecular oxygen; iron ion binding; heme binding. The coding region runs from base 1 to 1131 and encodes 376 amino acids. Lineage: Eukaryota; Fungi; Ascomycota; Eurotiomycetes; Eurotiales; Aspergillaceae. The record is from RefSeq and is a predicted model, not a curated record. The transcript has a single exon.